AGAUCAGAAUAACGACAGAGCGAUAAAAAUUAGUAUUGUUGCACUUCACAAAUUAAUGAUCAUGAGUUCAUACUUGAUAAACUCGAACUAUAUCGAACCUUCCUUUCCUCCAUGCGACGAAUAUCAACAGAACGGAUACAUCCCCGCCCCUACUGAGUACUACGAACGGCCAAAAGAUUCGGGCUUUCCCCAUCACGACGAGGCGUCCUAUCCGAGGUCAAACUACACAGAACCGAGCUACGACUACGGUAAUGUCCCCAACAACGCUCUCGACGAUUUCACCGACAGGCAUCACGCACAGGCUCACCCCGUUGCCCAGAACCAUGGCCCUCGCCUCAACCCAGUCCCAGACAGCGGUGCCGUGGCGGACGUGAGCAAAGACUGCAGCCUCGCCACUGAGUCUUAUUCCAGCGCACAGAAGGGAAAGGAAGUGCCGGUGGUCUACCCCUGGAUGAAGAAGGUCCAUGUUGUCAAUGCUACUUACAAUGGAGGAGGAGUGCCCAAGAGGUCUCGCACUGCCUACACCCGCCAGCAGGCUCUCGAGCUGGAGAAAGAAUUCCACUUCAACCGUUACCUGACCCGGCGCAGGCGCGUGGAGAUCGCGCACACGAUGUGCCUGACCGAACGUCAGGUGAAGAUCUGGUUCCAGAACAGAAGGAUGAAGUGGAAGAAAGAUCACAAGCUGCCGAACACAAAGAUCCGCUCCUCAAGCUCAGCCUCGUCCUUGGGAGCCCAGCAGGAGCAGCAGCAACAACAGAAAAUCAAAACAGCCACGCACCAGCAGCUUGUUCCCACGCCUUGCACCGCGAGCCUAUAGUGAUGGAACCCUCGCGCCAAACCAACAGACUGAGAACAGAACACAGAAACUGAAUUUUGUGGCCCGAUUCUCGAGUAUGGCCCCCAUGGUAUUACCCCAUUCCCCUGGCCCUUGGGCCUGUCGCGUCCUUUCAAAACCAUUUCCCCUCUCAACCUCCUCUUUCUGUUUG
Salmo salar (Atlantic salmon) is the source of this 986-nucleotide messenger RNA. RefSeq names its product homeobox protein HoxA4aa (gene hoxa4aa). NCBI's taxonomy places the organism in Eukaryota, Metazoa, Chordata, Actinopteri, Salmoniformes, Salmonidae. Gene Ontology annotation, cellular component: nucleoplasm; nucleus. The record is from RefSeq and is marked provisional. Gene Ontology annotation, biological process: embryonic skeletal system morphogenesis; positive regulation of transcription by RNA polymerase II; anterior/posterior pattern specification. Gene Ontology annotation, molecular function: DNA-binding transcription factor activity, RNA polymerase II-specific; RNA polymerase II cis-regulatory region sequence-specific DNA binding.